This is a messenger RNA of Aquila chrysaetos chrysaetos, 3953 nucleotides long. It is a transcript of the gene WDR31, whose product is annotated as WD repeat domain 31. Lineage: Eukaryota; Metazoa; Chordata; Aves; Accipitriformes; Accipitridae. The record is from RefSeq and is a predicted model, not a curated record. Bases 986 to 1708 code for a protein of 240 amino acids. Gene Ontology annotation, molecular function: protein binding. The transcript is spliced from 7 exons.
AAACUGAUUGAGUGAGGUGGGGUCUUGUGCACUGCUACCUGUCAGAAGCUGGGGAACCAGGAAUGAUGGAGCGAUGGUUUGUCAUCCACAGAGGGCUCGCUUUGCUCCAUCAGAAGGAGGGACCAGAAUGCCUUAGGUUUUUCCCAAGGUCCCAACUGAUACUUUGCUGUCCCGGGAAGCAGCACAGAGUGGUUGCAUCCAGACUAAACAGGGCUCCAGGAGGCUUGGACAUGUGCUUAUCUUCCCCUCCAAGAGACUGUGUAGCAAAAAUUCAGGAUGAAUUACUAGGUUAAGUUCUUGAUUCAGAGAUGCCGUUCACUUUUCUUCAGGUCUCAUUCCGCUAGUCUCGUCACUAUUCUACAAAUCAGCCAUGCCUGGGAACAGCGGGGCUUUAAUUUUCCUUCUGGCAUCCUGAUUACAGAGCCAAAACCACUAUUUGGAGAGCAAACGUGCAGGGGUGUAUACAUGCGUGCAUGGCCGGUGUACCUCUGGCGGGGGACAGCCCCAGUGGGUCCCCUGUGCUGUGGGUAUUGGAGGGACAAAGGGGGCUUUGUUCAUCCCGAUGCUCAAAGCAACCGUGCACUGGGCUCUUUUGGGUUUUUAUGGAAGUUUGUCCCAUAAAAUUAAUGGUUUCUGAGAACAAGAUCCGAGAACACCCAUCCACCAUCCAGCUCUGUGGUUCUGAGAGGACAUGGGUCCUGCUAGCAGGUCACACACUGUAGGUGCCUGACAUUCCCCACCAUGACAUGCACGGCAACAGUACAGGCUGCAGCAAUCGCACUCAGGCUGAGCGGUUUCUCCCAGUUCCGCUGCAUCGGGGUUUGCCCGUGGCCAGGAUCCGGCAGAGCAGAGGUGAGCAGCAGUCACAGCGUGAGCGUCGGGCAAUUCGGCAUGUGCAUAUCCAGCACGGACAAAACAGAGUUUGAAGGUCACCUCUGCCCUUGACUCAAACAGAGUCUUCAGUGCAUCCCGGGACAAGACGGUGAUGAUGUGGGAGCUUCAUGGGACUUCAGGGCCAAGCCAGCACUUCCCAGGACAUGACCUGGUUGUUACUGGACUGGCUGUGAGCCCAGAUGGCUCCCAGCUGUGCACGGGUUCACGAGACAACACCGUGUGCAAGUGGGACACAGAGACCGGAGAGUGUCUGGGCAGAACCGCUAUCUCCAGGAAUCUGGUCACACAUCUGUGCUGGGUUCCUGGGGAGCCUUACGUCAUCCAGACCUCAGAGGAUAAAACAAUCAGGAUCUGGGACAGCCGGGAGCUGCAGGUGGCACACACGUUUCCAGCCAAGCGGCACAUUCAGACGUGCUGUGACGUGAGCCAGGACGGGCGGUACUGCCUCAGCAGCAGCAGCGGCUCCGCUGGGGAGGGGGGCGAGGCGACCCUGUGGGACCUACGGCAGACAAGGAACCGAGUGUGCGAGUACAAAGGGCAUUUCCAGACCACGACCUCUUGCGUUUUUCUUCCACGGGACCCAGCUCUCACCCCCAGGAUUGCCACGUCCUCCUACGACAGCACAGUGAAGGUCUGGGACCAAGACACUAGAGCCUGCCUGGCCACCUUGUGCCUCGAGGGAUCGGGACCGCUGGCCUCCCUGGCCGCCUGCGACAGCUCCACGCUGCUUUGUGCCAGUUUUAACUCGGGAAUUCAUGUACUCCAGCUGAGUGACUGUGCAGACCUGGCGCUGGCAGAGGUGGCAGUGUUUUGACCACGGUAACCUUUCCAGCAGAGACUGCCCUGCGAGGGGAUGGGAUUCACCGAGAGCCUCCCCGUGACUGCAAGCACCAGAAGACCUUGCACCUGUGGAGCAGUGAUGUGUGAUCAGUGGGGCAGGGGGAUGUAUUGGUUUCAGUUUGGGGGUGGGGGCAGGAAGGCACUAGAGCUGUCUAGAAGAAAAGCCAAAUCAUGGACACAUUCAGGCCAAGUUCUCACACCUGAGCAGGCCUCAUGCAUUUUAUUUACAAGACCUCCAUGCAGGCUAGCUGCACAUGAUGGGGGCUAAGGGAAGAGGAGAUGAGCUGAGAAGCCAAGGAACAGCACUGAAGGGUGCCAGGGCACGGGGCAGGGAAUGCUUGGCCUCCUCCCCCUUGCUUCAGUUGAGUGGAGCUGAACAUGGUGUGACAGAAACCCUGCACUGGGAUUUAGACCCCAGGAACAACGUGAGCGUAAACACAGGAGAACAUUCACUGCUGUCUAAAAUUUCAUCCCAAGCCAGCUAGAAAGGUGGGAGCCUGCUGGGCGACUGCUGGGACAGGAUUGUCCCAUGAAUGGCAACCUGAUAAGAAACACCCAGAGGGAGGGUUGUCCUGGCUGUGGGGCUGGGAGUCCCCUGCACCGCUGCCAGGCUCAGACAGUCCCUUUAGCUGACACUUUAUGAGAUGCUUAAGAACCAGCUUGAGCACACAUAGCUGGGUACCUCUAGGCUUAUACAAGAGGAGACUGCAAUUAAAUAUUUUUCUGUUAGUUGCUGGCCUCUCAUCCCAUAGGAUUUUCCCUGGGAGUAAAUAAGAGCUAGCACCCAGCAUGUAGCAGAUGCCACCACACUACUUGGAAGGGAGGAGAAAGCCCACAACACUCUGCUAGAAGUAACUUGUGAGUGGGUUUGGUUUUUUUUUUCUCUUAAAACACUAUCUCCAACUGCACUGCAAGCAUUGAGAACAGAACUGUGUUCACUCCCAAGGAGCACAGACAGCUGCUCUCCAGCUGGUAACAGGGAAAGGAAUGGGUCUUCUCUUUUCUCCUGAAGGUUUUUUACGAUAGCAGACAGAAAUCAAACUGUGUUGUGAAGUACCUGUAAUUUCUCCAUUCCUUAGUCAGACCCAGGGGCUAGCGUGCACAUUCAAAACGUUUUGAUUUUUCAGGACACAAAAUUUGCAAAACCUCAAUUUAAAGAAUAAACAACAAAUAAGAAAGCUCCCCACAGUGUAAGUUAGAACAAGACAAUCCUACACUGAAAUAGCCUUCUUCGUAUUAUCCCAGGUGACACACAGCAAAAACUCAACCAGGAGAUGCCUACAUGGAUUUGAAACACCUGGUUCACAAGAUCACAAGAGCCAGCUCAAAGAGCUAGGACAUGAGAAGGUACAUGGAAAAGAAAAAUUUCAGUGGCCUUCAACAUCUACUGUGAGUGAAUACAAAGGGGAUGCUGACCUCCACAUUCAGAGACUACCUUUGCAGAGGCAGGGGAAGCAGGGUACUAUAUUCCUCUAACUCUGACGGCUAGUUUUUCUUUCUUUAAAUGCAAAUCAAGUUUGAAGCCACAGACUCCUGCCAAGGGAUCCUGGAAAAUGGAAGGUAAGAAGGGUAUUGACAGAGGCUAAACACCACACCAAAGACGAGGUGUUGUGUGGCUACCUACAAGUGUUUGAAACAGACUGGAGAAAAUCUGGGAGCCUAACUUGGAAGGGAAGGUGGAUGCAGAUGGAUCAUCUCCAAAUUACAGCAGACAGCAGAAUCUGCAGUAUAAAAACAGUCCUAAGAAGUGGAAAAACAUCACCCAUGAUUUGACUCCAGCUAAGCCCUGGAAAACUCAGGUGCUUCAAAACCACCUCAACCCAAGACCAGCCAGUGACUACAGCUGCCAUAAUGCAUGUUGCAGUAGCCGAUUCCUUUUUUUUCUUUAAUAUAAAAAAAGCAAGUCUUAGUUCAAAGCCAUUAACGUCUCUGUUCCAGUUCAUCAGCAGCACCUCUGAGCUACUCCGCUGUCCACAACUUGAAGGUUCUGUCAUAGGAGCAGGUCGCUAUCAGCUGGCCAUCAAGGGAGAUAUCCAGUCCCAUCACCUUUCCCUCGUGACCAGCCAGCGUUUUCAAAGGGGACCAGCCGGGGUGAGUCCAGAUCUUUGCGGUGUUGUCGUAAGCGCCCGUGAGUAGGAAGUUACCAUGAUUGGCUGCAGUAGAGGAUGAGAAAAAAGGGAGAAGUGAGAUUUGCAAAUAAAACCAUGACAGAUCUUCUA